Molecule: messenger RNA, 2082 nt
Organism: Lodderomyces oxycetoniae
Lineage: Eukaryota; Fungi; Ascomycota; Pichiomycetes; Serinales; Debaryomycetaceae
Gene: MSS116
Product: ATP-dependent RNA helicase
Exons: 1
Coding region: 1-2082 (693 amino acids)
Biological process (GO): maturation of LSU-rRNA from tricistronic rRNA transcript (SSU-rRNA, 5.8S rRNA, LSU-rRNA)
Cellular component (GO): nucleolus
Molecular function (GO): nucleic acid binding; ATP binding
Source: RefSeq, a predicted model, not a curated record
AUGUUAAUAAUUGCAGGCCUAGGUAGGCAAAUACCGGUAAAACGUCUUUUUGUUGCAGCUACUUUAAGAGCGAAUAAACCGAUUUUUCAUCGUUUUAUUCAUCAAACUUGGAGAAGAAAUGAUAAUUUAAAAAAUGAUGGGUUGGAUCUGCUGAAAACUGUAACUCACUCGGGUGACGCUUUUAGAGCUAACUUUGAAGGUGACGCCAAAGCUGAUCAAACUAACGUCAAAGCCGACCAAGCUGACCAAGCUAACGCCGAAUUUAGCUCUUCACCUGAAAAGUCUACAAUUUUUGUCCCCAAUAAAUUUUCAGAUUUCAGAAAAAAAGGACUUAUUGACGAUAUUCUUCUUGAUGCUAUAGAGAAAGCUGGCUUCAAGGACUUGACACCGAUUCAACAAAAGGCUAUUAUUCCGCUUCUUAAUACAAAAGACGGUAUAGUUUGUAGAGCUAAAACCGGUACGGGAAAGACAUUGGCAUUUUUAAUACCAACGGUACAAAGUGCUAUUGAAAAGAUGAAAAACAGAAAGAAACUGAAGAAGCGUGAAAAAGUUGAUACAAUAAUAAUUGCCCCAACUAGAGAUUUGGCGUUACAGAUCCGCGACGAAUAUAUAAAAGUAUGUGAAAAUGUUAUAAGACCAUUAAGACCCACUAUUUCGUUAGUUAUCGGUGGUCAAAGAAACACUUUUGUGCCAUCAAAUCCAAGUGAGAUUGUUAUUGCAACUCCCGGUAGGUUGGAGGCUGAUUUGAAACACCAUUCGUUUAAAUAUGCAUUCAGUAAUGUUUCUUACAGAAUUUAUGAUGAAGCCGAUAGAUUAUUGGACAUUGGGUUUGAACCACAGUUGCACAGUAUUGACCUGACUUUGAAACGAUUGAGAGACAAAAACGAGCCGCCAAUAAAAUCUUUGUUAUUCAGUGCAACUAUUGACAAGGGGGUUAAGAAAUUUGCUGAAAAACAUAUCAAUCCAAAUUACGAGUUUGUCAACACUGUACCUAAGGACGAUCCUGAAGUUCACGAAAAUGUCCAUCAAGUUUUGGUCAAAUGUACAGGUGCCGUUGACAAAUUUAAGACUCAAUUUAAUUACAUUGCUGACUUAAUCAAGAGCAAAGAAAAUGCUAAAAUCAUUUUGUUUUUACCUACUCAAACUUCUGUUGAAUUUUUCUAUGAUUACAUGAGAAGAGCUUUACACAGCAGCUCAGUUUUUAAGGAUUAUUCUUCAGAGUUUAGGAUUUUCCAUUUGCAUGGUAAGAGAUCUGUAGCUCAGCGUUCAGCUGCUUUGCGAGGCUUUAAGGCAGUCAAGAAUUGUAUGUUGAUCACUACGGAUGUUGCAGCAAGGGGUAUUGAUGUUAAGGGAGUUACCCACGUUGUGCAAUUGUAUCCUUCGAGUGAUGUUGCUGAUUAUGUCCAUAAAGUCGGUAGAACUGGAAGAGCAGGUGCAAAGGGUAAGGCCGUUUUGUUCCUCACCAAAUUUGAGAGUGCAUACGUGCGUAUACUUGAAAAGCAAAGAGGUGUUCGAUUUGACGAAACUUUUGAUAGCUCUGAAAUUGAAGGAACAGAUGAAUUCUUUAAAGAGAUUACAGUAGAUGAAAAAGUUACAAAUGAUUUUUUCUUUACAUUUAUGACUUUCCUCAAGCAAAUGGAUAGUGUAUACGGCUUGAACAUUAAUGGUCUUGUGGCUGAAAAUGGGAUAUUGUAUCGUACUUUAGUUCACGACGAAACAGCCAAGUUAGAAUCUGGUUCACUUGUAAUGCUAAGAAAAAGAUUAAGACGUGGUAUUAUUGACGAAUAUUUUGAAAGAGAUUAUUCUAAUAGAAGGUAUUCGCGUGACCAAUAUAAUAGAUAUGAAGAAGGAGAAGAUUCCACAAGUCCCUUUAGAGGAAGAAGUGGCUUUGGAAAUAGAGGAAGAGACGACAGCUAUCGCCGCCAUGACAGCUAUCGCCACCAUGACAGCUACUCCCAACAUGGAAGAGGUAACAGAGAACAAAAGAGAAAUUCUUUUUCUGGUCAUAGAGGGUCUUCCAAGCGGGAUAAUGAUCACUACAAAGGAAGAAGAAGCGACUCUUUUAAUGACAAUUGGGAUUAA